AUGUUGUACCGGACGCCCAACCGAUACAGCUUCGUGCCUCUCAUAACUCUCAUCAUAUCUAUAGCAUUGGCAUUUGCUUUCAAGCAGAAGCAAAAUACAUUCCGUCUUGUGAAUCCUCUCAUCGCAUAUUCAUCAGUAAAUGAAUCAGCGUUAAAGCCCCUAUUGGGCAGACGACAACUGAAUUGGGAUGGAUUAGGAAACCGUAAUUUGUCUGCAAAUCUCGACAACACCCAGAGAUGCCCUAGUACUAGACGUACUGCACACAUUGGAAUCGUGACUGACUGCACUUACACGGCAACUUUCAACUCCACAGAAGCCGCUCGUCGCCACAUUGAAGAUAUUGUCCAUACAACCUCCGUCGUCUUCGAAACGACAUUCAAUAUCUCCCUUGAGAUUCGAAACCUUACUAUCAGUGACCCCGAAUGCCCGGCCAGUUCCUCUACCGCCACAGCCUGGAAUUCCCCCUGCUCUUCGGGAGACAUGAACUGGCGUCUUGAGAGAUUCUCCUCUUGGAGAAGCCGUAUUGAUGACAACAAUGCUUACUGGACAUUGCUGACGGGCUGUUCAUCAUCUUCUGGAGAGGUUGGCGUAUCUUGGAUCGGUGCACUAUGCAAUUCUGGCAAUUCUGGGUUUAGCUCCGUCUCUUCCGGGGUUGGCACCAACGUUGUUGCUCGCACGGAUGCUGAGUGGCAAGUCUUUGCGUGA
Messenger RNA from Penicillium canariense, 705 nucleotides. RefSeq lists its product as uncharacterized. Lineage: Eukaryota; Fungi; Ascomycota; Eurotiomycetes; Eurotiales; Aspergillaceae. Gene Ontology annotation, biological process: proteolysis. The coding region runs from base 1 to 705 and encodes 234 amino acids. Gene Ontology annotation, molecular function: metalloendopeptidase activity. The record is from RefSeq and is a predicted model, not a curated record. The transcript is spliced from 2 exons.